CUAGGGACUGGCGGAGGGAAGUCCGGGAGGGGAUGGAUGGGGGACGGUGGACUCAGGUCCGGGGCUGCAGGCUCCCACCCUCAACCCCUCGCCGGGCGCUUCUCUUUCUCCACCCGGAGUGAGUUCCCGGCCGGCGGGGAAGGUGGGGAGAGGCAUGUACGGCGGGGAGGGGCUGCCCUGAGGUUUUUGCAGCCGGGCUGUGGGUGCGUCUCCGAGUUUGAGGUAGAGUGUGGUUGUGCUUGGGGAAGAAGGGAGGGAGGGGUGCCCUCUGCCUGCAAUCACCCACCUCACCCCAGACCUUGGGAACAGAAAGGGUUGGUGUGCUGGCUGGCUGCUAAGGCAGACUUGAUUCAGAACAGCUCUGGGGCCCGACUGAAAAGCUCGAAUCAGGAGUCAGGCGGUGGACUCUCUUCCCCCAGCCUCCCCUGCCCCGAGUGCCUUGUGACUGGAGGACCCUGAUGGGGCUUUUCUGGCUGUGGCGGAGGACGGGGCUCAGUGCCAUCUUCAGGGAGACCAGGGGCUACGGAAGGGAGGGGAAGGGUCGCCGGACCUCCUGAUACAGGCCCUGGCCGGGCUCAUCCACAUCUGGAUAGGCCUGGAAUUGAGGCCCACGUCCCAGCCUGAUGGGUGGUGCUGGCACUGAAGUGCCCAGCCUGGGCAGCGCCUUCUGCCAUGAACUUUCUGAAGUCCUUUUAAAGUCCCUCCCGGAGCCUCCUUUUGCCAAGGAGGGCAGGGGCAGAGGGGUCCUGGGGACAGGAGGUGGCCAGGAAUAGGGUGUAGAGCGAAGGGUGUAGGGCGAAGCAGCGACUACAGCCAUCCUUGGGGCUGGGGCCUGGCCUGCUUCAGGCUCCAAGUCGCAGACCCACUGGAGGAUCCAGAUUUGGGGUCAGGGGCCCUGGGCCUGGGUCUGCCAGGCUGCAUGGACACAGCUCCCAGAUGGAGCCAGAGGUGCCUGUAUCUGCGUUGGAGCAGAAGAUCGGAUGUCGUGGUUUAGCGGCCUCUUGGUCCCCAAGGUGGAUGAACGGAAAACAGCCUGGGGGGAGCGCAAUGGGCAGCAGCGGCCGCGCCGUGGGACCCGCACCAGUGGCUUCUGCACGCCCCGCUACAUGAGCUGCCUCCAGGGCGUGCAGCCACCCAGCCCGACCCCCGCCACCGCCCCUCGGUGCCCCUGGCAGGAUGAGGCCUUCAUCCGGAGGGGGGGCCCAGGCAAGGGCCCGGAGCUGGGGCUGCGGGCGGUGGCCCUGGGCUUCGAGGACCCUGAGGUGGCCGGGGCCGUCGGAGCAGCGGAGGUGGCGCCUGCCGUGGCCACCAGGAGCAGGCGGGCCUGCUGGCGCCAGCUGGUGCAGGUGUUCCAGUCGAAGCAGUUCCGCUCGGCCAAGCUGGAGCGCCUGUACCAGCGCUACUUCUUCCAGAUGAACCAGAGCAGCCUGACGCUGCUCAUGGCGGCGCUCGUGCUGCUCACGGCUGUGCUGCUGGCCUUCCACGCGGCGCCCACCCGCCCUCAGCCCGCCUACGUGGCCCUGCUGGCCUGUGCUGCCACCCUCUUCGUGGUACUCAUGGUGGUGUGCAACCGGCACAGCUUCCGCCAGGACUCCAUGUGGGUGGUGAGCUACGUGGUGCUGGGCAUCCUGGCGGCCGUGCAGGUCGGGGGCGCCCUGGCAGCCGACCCGCGUAGCCCGUCUGCAGGCCUCUGGUGCCCUGUGUUCUUUGUCUACAUCACCUACACACUCCUUCCCAUCCGCAUGCGGGCUGCAGUCUUCAGCGGCCUGGGCCUCUCCACCCUGCACUUGGUCUUGGCCUGGCAGCUCAACCGUGGUGACGCCUUCCUCUGGAAGCAGCUUGGAGCCAACAUGCUGCUGUUCCUCUGCACCAAUGUCAUUGGCAUCUGCACACACUAUCCGGCGGAGGUGUCUCAGCGCCAGGCAUUUCAAGAGACCCGCGGUUACAUCCAGGCCCGGCUGCACCUGCAGCAUGAGAACCGGCAGCAGGAGCGGCUGCUGCUGUCUGUGUUGCCCCAGCACGUUGCCAUGGAGAUGAAAGAAGACAUCAACACAAAGAAAGAAGACAUGAUGUUUCAUAAGAUCUACAUCCAGAAGCACGACAAUGUCAGCAUCCUGUUUGCGGACAUUGAGGGCUUCACCAGCCUGGCGAGCCAGUGCACGGCGCAGGAGCUGGUCAUGACCCUGAACGAGCUCUUUGCCCGGUUCGACAAGCUGGCUGCGGAAAAUCACUGCCUGAGGAUCAAGAUCUUAGGGGACUGUUACUACUGCGUGUCAGGGCUGCCAGAGGCCCGGGCAGACCAUGCCCACUGCUGCGUGGAGAUGGGGGUGGACAUGAUCGAGGCUAUCUCGCUGGUGCGCGAGGUGACGGGUGUAAACGUGAACAUGCGCGUGGGCAUCCACAGCGGGCGUGUGCACUGCGGUGUCCUUGGCUUGCGGAAAUGGCAGUUUGAUGUGUGGUCCAAUGACGUGACUCUGGCCAACCACAUGGAGGCUGGGGGCCGGGCCGGCCGCAUCCACAUCACCCGGGCCACACUGCAGUACCUGAAUGGGGACUACGAAGUGGAGCCGGGCCGCGGUGGGGAGCGCAACGCCUACCUCAAGGAGCAGCACAUUGAGACCUUCCUCAUCCUGGGAGCCAGCCAGAAACGGAAAGAAGAGAAGGCCAUGCUGGCCAAGCUGCAGCGGGCGCGGGCCAACUCCAUGGAGGGGCUGAUGCCACGCUGGGUGCCUGACCGUGCCUUCUCCCGGACCAAGGACUCCAAGGCUUUCCGCCAGAUGGGCAUCGAUGAUUCCAGCAAAGACAACCGGGGUGCUCAGGAUGCCCUGAACCCUGAGGAUGAGGUAGACGAAUUCCUGGGCCGGGCCAUCGAUGCCCGCAGCAUCGAUCAGCUGCGCAAGGACCAUGUGCGCCGGUUCCUGCUCACCUUCCAGAGAGAGGAUCUUGAAAAGAAGUACUCACGCCAGGUGGACCCCCGCUUUGGAGCCUACGUGGCUUGUGCCCUGCUAGUCUUCUGCUUCAUCUGCUUCAUCCAGCUUGUCGUCUUCCCACGCUCAGCCCUGAUGCUUGGGAUCCACGCUGGUAUCUUCCUGCUGUUACUGGUCACCGUGCUGACCUGUGCUGUGUACUCCUGUGGCUCUCUGUUCCCCGAGGCCCUGCGACGUGUGUCUCGCAGUAUCGUCCGCUCGAGGGCACAUAGCACCGCAGUUGGCAUCUUUUCUGUCCUGCUUGUGUUCACCUCCGCCGUUGCCAGCAUGUUCACCUGUAACCACACCCCCAUACGAACUUGCGCAGCCCGGAUGCUGAAUUUAACCCCUGCUGACAUUACCGCCUGCCACCUGCAGCAGCUCAAUUACUCUCUGGGCCUGGAUGCUCCCCUGUGUGAGGGCACCGCACCCACCUGCAGCUUCCCCGAGUACUUCAUUGGGAACGUGUUGCUGAGUCUCUUGGCCAGCUCUGUCUUCCUGCACAUCAGUAGUAUCGGGAAGUUGGCCAUGACCUUUGUCCUGGGGCUCGUUUAUCUGGUGCUGCUUCUGCUGGGUCCCCCAGCCACCAUCUUUGACAACUAUGACCUCCUGCUGGGCGUCCAUGGCUUGGCUUCUUCCAAUGAGACCUUUGAUGGGCUGGACUGCCCAGCGGCCGGGAGGGUGGCACUCAAAUACAUGACCCCCGUGAUUCUGCUGGUGUUCGCACUGGCGCUGUACCUGCAUGCCCAGCAGGUGGAGUCCACCGCCCGCCUGGACUUCCUCUGGAAGCUGCAGGCAACAGGGGAGAAGGAAGAGAUGGAGGAGCUCCAGGCCUACAACCGGCGGCUGCUACAUAACAUUCUGCCCAAGGACGUGGCCGCCCACUUCCUGGCCCGGGAGCGCCGGAACGACGAGCUCUACUAUCAAUCCUGUGAAUGUGUGGCCGUCAUGUUCGCCUCCAUUGCCAACUUCUCUGAGUUCUACGUGGAGCUGGAGGCCAACAACGAGGGUGUUGAGUGCCUGCGACUGCUCAAUGAGAUCAUUGCUGAUUUCGAUGAGAUCAUCAGUGAGGAGCGCUUCCGGCAGCUGGAGAAGAUCAAGACAAUUGGUAGCACCUACAUGGCUGCCUCUGGGCUGAACGCCAGCACCUACGAUCAGGUGGGCCGCUCCCACAUCACUGCCCUCGCCGACUACGCCAUGCGGCUCAUGGAGCAGAUGAAGCACAUCAAUGAGCACUCCUUCAACAAUUUCCAGAUGAAGAUCGGACUGAACAUGGGCCCAGUUGUGGCAGGCGUCAUUGGGGCUCGGAAGCCACAGUAUGACAUCUGGGGGAACACAGUGAAUGUCUCGAGUCGAAUGGACAGCACCGGGGUCCCCGACCGAAUCCAGCUGUUCUGGGCCCUGGGUUGGGUCCGAAGUGGCAGAGCCUGGUGGAGGGCAGUCCCCUGCCGGGGGUUCUGUAGACCUCUCUCAUCUGCUAAGAUGAAGCUGCAAUGUGCAGAGAACGUGACCACUCUGAGGCCUGGCAGCAUUCGUUACUCUGACUCCUGCCAUGCAUGA
Molecule: messenger RNA, 4526 nt
Organism: Bubalus bubalis (water buffalo)
Lineage: Eukaryota; Metazoa; Chordata; Mammalia; Artiodactyla; Bovidae
Gene: ADCY6
Product: adenylate cyclase 6
Exons: 22
Coding region: 981-4526 (1181 amino acids)
Biological process (GO): intracellular signal transduction; adenylate cyclase-inhibiting G protein-coupled receptor signaling pathway; adenylate cyclase-activating G protein-coupled receptor signaling pathway
Cellular component (GO): plasma membrane
Molecular function (GO): adenylate cyclase activity
Source: RefSeq, a predicted model, not a curated record